UAAACUUCAAUUCUAUUUCAAGCAACCCAGGUGAAUCUUAUCACACGACAAAAAUUUUCGGCAUUCAAUUUUCUUUGGUUUUCUGUAUGGAUACAAGCAUUUGACUUCUUCCGGAGUUCUCAAAAAGCCUCAAAAUCCACAAAAAAAUCAUUUUUCGACAAUUUUCCUAAAUUCGCAGUACAAAAAUGGCUGAGUCAAGAGUUUUGCCCGUUGAGCCUGUAGCACAAAAAACUGACCAACAGUCGACUCUUGAACGCAAACCGACAGUUUUGGAAGAGCAUGGAUACCAAAUUGGCGGUCAAAUCGGGCACGGAAGCUAUGCAAAAGUUAAAUUAGCAUUUUCGAAGGAUCAUAAUGCUGUCGUUGCCAUCAAAAUUAUCUCGAAAUUCAGAACGCCCAAGGAUUAUUUGAAGAAUUUCCUGCCUCGUGAGAUCGACGUUGUUCGUGGAUUGCAACAUCCGAACCUAAUUCGCUUCUAUCAGUCCAUCGAAACGACUCAUCGGGUCUUUAUAAUUAUGGAAUACGCUGAAAAUGGCUCCUUAUUGGACUUGAUAAGAACAGAAAAGAAACUUACCGAACCUCGUGCGAGACUUCUAUUUCGCCAAAUCGUCGCUGUGAUCGAAUAUAUCCACGAAAAAGGCAUCGUUCAUCGCGAUAUCAAGUGCGAAAAUUUACUUUUCGACAAGAAAAAUGUCCUAAAAUUGAUUGAUUUUGGUUUCGCUCGUGGUGACAUGCAUCCUCCGAAGAUGUCGGAGACUUAUUGCGGAAGUUACGCCUAUGCAAGUCCUGAAAUUUUGAAGGGAAUUCCGUAUCAACCGCAAUUUUCGGAUAUUUGGGCCAUUGGAGUCGUUUUGUAUGCGAUGGUUAUUGGGAAAUUACCCUUUGACGACUCAAGUGUGCGUUAUUUGUUGAAGCAAGUGCAGCAAAAAGUCAGUUUUCCAUUGAGCGCUGCCGAAUUAAGUGACGAUGUGAAGAUUUUAAUACAAAAAAUAUUGGCUCCAUUGAAAAUUAGGGCGGGAAUCGAUGAAAUUAAAGCUGAUCCGUGGUUUUUGAAGGAAGAAGCGGAUGAAACGACAGUUGAAGAGGAAAAAGCAACAGCGGCUUGAGAGAAUUUUUCGUGUGUUUGACUAAAUU
This is a messenger RNA of Culicoides brevitarsis, 1134 nucleotides long. RefSeq names its product testis-specific serine/threonine-protein kinase 3. Gene Ontology annotation, biological process: protein phosphorylation; intracellular signal transduction. The record is from RefSeq and is a predicted model, not a curated record. The transcript has 2 exons. The coding region runs from base 186 to 1106 and encodes 306 amino acids. NCBI's taxonomy places the organism in Eukaryota, Metazoa, Arthropoda, Insecta, Diptera, Ceratopogonidae. Gene Ontology annotation, cellular component: cytoplasm. Gene Ontology annotation, molecular function: protein serine/threonine kinase activity; ATP binding.